Messenger RNA from Myotis lucifugus (little brown bat), 3834 nucleotides. RefSeq names its product oligophrenin 1 (gene OPHN1). The coding region runs from base 654 to 3050 and encodes 798 amino acids. Gene Ontology annotation, cellular component: cytoplasm. Gene Ontology annotation, molecular function: protein binding; GTPase activator activity. The transcript is spliced from 25 exons. Gene Ontology annotation, biological process: signal transduction. The record is from RefSeq and is a predicted model, not a curated record. Lineage: Eukaryota; Metazoa; Chordata; Mammalia; Chiroptera; Vespertilionidae.
GCUACUGCACCUAUUGUGUGUCGCGAUCUCGCUCUCCGCUUCCCGCUCGGGUGUCUGUGGAGGAAGGCUACGUUUCAUUGCCGCCUAGGCUUAACCCCUCCGGUGCCUAACAGGACAGUAAGCCGGCUCCCUGCGACCAGGAAAAACUCCUGGGAGCUGGAGGACUCGGGUAACAAGACCCUAGGGUGCAAAGAAGUCAGUUGAAGAAGGAGCACGAGUGCUAGGGCUCGGUACCCCAGCUUUGCUGGGGUGGGGAAGAGGCGCUGGCUUUAAGAAGGGGGAGGGGAGAGUGCAAUCCGGGUUGCCCGCGGACUUCGGCAAAGGAAAUCUGCGAGCUCGGAAGCGAGGAGCAGGGAGGAGAGAGGAGGGGCGGCUCCCAUCCCCAGCUCCCGCCCCCGCCUACACCCUGGGCGGGCUGAAGUAUCACGUUUGCACUUAGAAGGAUCCUUCCCGUCUCUGGUGGCGAGCUGGGCUGCGGUUUCUGCUGCCGGUCUGGGGAGGUGAUGCCUAGGGGGUAUGCUGAUUGCUAGGCAGCACCCGCUGGGAUCCGACUGCCUUAGUUACCUUUCCUGGUCACCUGAAGCAAUCCUAGGAUCGCCCGUUUCCGGUUCAGACCAGCCAGGUCUCCCCAGGAAUCUCAUCAGAACAGAACCAUGGGGCAUCCCCCUCUGGAGUUCAGGGACUGCUAUCUGGACAGUCCCAAUUUUCGCGAGAGGCUCAAGUGUUAUGAGCAGGAGCUGGAGAGGACCAAUAAAUUCAUCAAAGACGUGAUCAAAGACGGCAACGCGCUAAUCAGCGCAAUGAGAAAUUAUUCCUCAGCUGUUCAGAAAUUUUCCCAGACUCUGCAGUCCUUUCAGUUUGAUUUUAUUGGAGACACUCUGACUGAUGAUGAGAUUAACAUUGCUGAAUCCUUCAAGGAAUUUGCUGAAUUACUCAAUGAAGUUGAAAAUGAAAGGAUGAUGAUGGUACACAAUGCUAGUGAUUUGCUGAUCAAACCCCUGGAAAGUUUUCGGAAGGAGCAAAUAGGCUUCACCAAGGAGCGGAAAAAGAAAUUUGAAAAGGAUGGUGAGAGGUUUUAUUCUUUGUUGGAUCGACACUUACAUCUGUCUUCCAAAAAGAAAGAAUCUCAGUUACAAGAGGCAGACCUGCAGGUGGACAAGGAGAGGCACAUUUUUUUUGAGUCCUCCCUUGAUUAUGUUUAUCAAAUCCAGGAAGUUCAGGAGUCCAAGAAGUUCAAUAUUGUGGAGCCGGUUUUGGCCUUUCUCCAUAGCCUCUUCAUUUCCAACAACUUGACUGUGGAGCUCACACAGGAUUUCCUCCCUUACAAACAAAAGCUCCAGCUAAGUUUGCAGAAUACAAGAAAUCAUUUCUCCAGUACUCGAGAAGAGAUGGAAGAACUUAAGAAAAGGAUGAAAGAGGCUCCCCAGACCUGCAAACUUCCAGGACAGCCAACAAUUGAAGGCUAUCUCUAUACCCAAGAGAAAUGGGCUUUGGGAAUAUCCUGGGUGAAAUACUACUGCCAGUAUGAGAAAGAGACCAAAACACUCACCAUGACACCAAUGGAGCAGAAGCCAGGCGCUAAGCAGGGGCCCUUGGACUUAACCCUGAAGUACUGUGUGAGAAGGAAGACAGAGUCUAUUGACAAGAGGUUCUGUUUUGAUAUAGAAACUAAUGAAAGGCCAGGAACCAUCACUCUACAGGCCCUUUCAGAAGCUAAUAGAAGGCUAUGGAUGGAGGCCAUGGAUGGGAAAGAGCCUAUCUACCACAGCCCCAUAACAAAACAGGAAGAAAUGGAGCUGAAUGAAGUGGGCUUCAAGUUUGUUAGAAAGUGCAUCAAUGUCAUUGAGACAAAAGGGAUCAAGACAGAGGGAUUGUACCGAACCGUGGGCAGCAAUAUUCAAGUUCAGAAGCUGCUAAAUGCCUUUUUUGAUCCUAAAUGCCCAGGAGAUGUUGAUUUUCAUAAUAGUGACUGGGACAUUAAGACAAUCACCAGCUCCUUGAAAUUCUACCUCAGGAAUCUUUCUGAACCUGUCAUGACCUAUAGACUACAUAAAGAGCUGGUCUCUGCUGCCAAGUCUGACAACCUGGAUUAUCGCCUGGGAGCUAUUCACUCCUUGGUAUAUAAGCUACCAGAAAAGAACCGGGAGAUGCUGGAACUUCUUAUAAGACACUUGGUCAAUGUGUGUGAGCACAGCAAAGAGAAUUUUAUGACCCCCUCCAACAUGGGGGUGAUCUUUGGUCCCACGCUGAUGAGAGCUCAGGAGGAUACUGUGGCUGCCAUGAUGAAUAUCAAAUUCCAGAACAUUGUGGUAGAAAUCCUAAUUGAGCACUUUGUAAAGAUCUAUUCAGGCCCACCUGAGGAAAGUGCUGCACCCCCAGUGCCUCCACCUCGAGUGACAGCUAGAAGGCACAAACCAAUCACGAUUUCGAAGCGCUUGCUGCGGGAAAGGACACUUGUCUAUAAUACCUCUUCCCUAGAUGAAAGUGAAGAUAAAAUCCAACAUCAAACACCCAAUGGUACUGUCAUCAACAGUAUAGAAAUCCCCAAACCACCACAAUACCCCAACCUGCCUAUUCAGAAGAGUGGGGAACCUGAUCCUGGGAGAAAGUCCCCAAGCAGACUUGCUUCAGAUGGCAAAUUGGAGUCCUGCCCCGAGGUGGACGUGGGGAAAUUGGUGUCUAGGCUGCAGGAUGGAGGAGGGAGCAAGGCCACCAAUGGACCUGUGUCAGGCUCUGGGCCCACCAAGGCCUCCUCUUUCCACAUAAAGAGACCAGCUCCUCGGCCCCUAGUUCAUCACAAGGAGGGAGACUCUGACAGUUUCAGCAAAGUGUGGCCUCCAGGAGAAAAGCCAACCAUCAUCCGUCCCCCAGUGAGACCUCCAGAUCCUUUCUGCCGGGCAGCUACUCCCCAGAAAACAAAGCCAGAUAUUGUAGUUGGCAAUGCAGGGGAAAUCCCAUCAUCUGUGGUGGCUUCCAGGACCAGGUUCUUUGAAACAGCUUCUCGGAAAAUAGGAAGUUCUCAAGGCAGACUUCCUGGAGAUGAGAGUUGAAGACUCAGGUUUAAAAGCCUUGGCCUCUGAAGACCUUUUCCAGGUUUUGGAAGGAUCUUCAAACCCUGUGUGCUGAGUCAUUUUGUGCUGAAGAACAGCUCCUUCCUGGCCCUGCACCUUUAGGCUCUAGGAUGCUAUAAAUAGGGGGCACAUGUCCUAGAACAGGUUUAUUUCUCCUUUUUAUUCUGUCUUUAUCCCGUCAGAAGUUCUAUUUUGAGCUCCUGUAUGACUGUGAAUGGAUAAACUCCCUCAAGCCAGACUCUGCAGAAACCAAGCUAUCCACUGACCUGAGUUGAAGAGGGGAGCUCAGUUUUCAACUCUUCCUGAACUUCCUGCCUCCUCAAAAGGACAUCGAACUCUGAAUGAUUUGGGACUAACCACUGAUCUAAAAAAUCUUACCCUGAACUGAAAACUACUUGGGUUGGGGCCUUACCUAGGAAGCAAGGAAGUAUGAAUGUUUGCUAAACAUCAGAGAAUCAUAACAUGUCUCUUACUGAUGAUAUGGACCCUGGUGCCAGGUUGGAGCUCUCAUGCUGCAAUAUAUUGCCAAGAACCUGUCUGCUUCUGUGGGGCCAGACAGCUUGGGUGAUGUCCCCCCACAAACUGUCCAUGUGAACUCAGGAAGGUAGCCUUCCUGCUCUUACAUACAACCACCUAAGACAAAUCUGCAAAGCACAUUUUGCAGGUCAAAGCCUAGGUCUGUUUGAAUUAUUCUUCUGCCUGUUUUGCCCUGGCAGCUUCCUUUCCAAGUAAGCAAGAAAGAAAUAAAGAAAAGCUGAAAACA